Molecule: messenger RNA, 1340 nt
Organism: Hevea brasiliensis (rubber tree)
Lineage: Eukaryota; Viridiplantae; Streptophyta; Magnoliopsida; Malpighiales; Euphorbiaceae
Product: heavy metal-associated isoprenylated plant protein 24
Exons: 2
Coding region: 629-1081 (150 amino acids)
Molecular function (GO): metal ion binding
Source: RefSeq, a predicted model, not a curated record
AAUUUAUUAAAUUUAAUUUUAAAUGUAUUUAAAUUUUUUUUCCCUGAAUGCCUUGUAUACAUAUUUAUGACUGAAAGUUACCCCUGAAAAAGGGAAAAAGCAAAGUGAACGAGCCUUUUUCCUUCUUUUCAUGUCUGCUAUACCUUGAGAAGGUAACAAGGGCAUCCAUUCCUUCACAAAGAUAUCUGGGAAGGUUCUUGCAGUGUCUAGAUACAGCUACUUAAUUUUUAUAUUUAUUUAUUUUUUAUAUAUAGAUUCACUCUAGAUUUUAUUGAGUUUUUUUAUUUAUUAUUUUAUAUUUUUCUCUUCUCUGUCUGGUCACUAUAAAUUAAUCCAUGCAUAUACUUCAAUGGCAAGCAGCUAGGCAAGAUACCAAGACUAGAGUAUCCAAUUGUACCUCUUCUUUUAUAACUCAACUACUUUUUACACUUAUUUCUUGCAUUUCUUUGAUCUUCUCUUGCUGAAAGAUAAAGAAGUGCUGAUGAUCUACCCCUAUGCCUCUUUAAACGUAAAGGUUUAGUUCAUAUAUUGUGAAUCAGUACUUCUUCCAAGAACUUAAUUGGCUGAUAUAUCGAAACUCCAUAUCCAUAAACAUCCUGGAGUACUGUAAGCAGAAAGAAACAGAAAAAUGGGAGUUGCAGGCGCUUUGGAGUACUUGUCUGACAUGCUAAGCAGUGUGAAAAAGCGCAAGAAAAAGAAGCAGAUACAAACUGUAGCACUCAAAGUGAGGAUGGACUGUGAGGGCUGUGAACGUAAGGUCAAGAGCGUCCUCUCCGGAGUUAAAGGAGUUAAAUCUGUGGAUGUAGACUUGAAGCAGCAGAAGGUGACCGUGACUGGAUAUGUAGAGCCAAAGAAAGUGUUGAAGGCAGCUCAAUCUACCAAAAAGAAGGUAGAGCCGUGGCCUUAUGUCCCCUACAGUUUAGUGGCAAAUCCAUACGUUUCUCAGGCCUAUGACAAGAAGGCUCCUCCUAAUCAUGUCAGAGCCGUUCCGGUCACCGCAACCAUCACUGAGACCACCGUGGACGAUCACUACACUAAUAUGUUCAGUGAUGAGAACCCAAAUGCUUGCUCCAUCAUGUAGAUUAUCAACAAUAAUUAAUAACUAAUUAAGCGAGAUAUAUUUUAUACAAAGUAAUUAAUUAUAAAGGUAAUCCAGGUGUGACAAUGCUCCAUUUUCUUUGGCAAGAAGAAAAGGCUGUUAGAUUGUUUUGUGGUGGACGUGGAGGUUUAUAUGUGGGCAGUGUUGUUGUUGAUGAUGAAAUAGUGUGGGCUGUUACGCGACAGCAACGUUUGUCUUAAAUAAUGGUGCAUUUUUUUAACAGAAAAUAAUGUUGCAUUAA